AUGUUUGGCAUGUUCUGCGACGACAACAUUGAUGCAGACUUCAAGUACCUCCACGUCUUCAAGCGGAUCGACAAGUGCGAGAAAUGGGCGGCUGUCCGACGCACCCUCGCCAAGGCCAAAGAGACGUACAAACCGGACGCACCGACCGCGGGCGCGGCCGACGGGCGCCCGGAAGGCAACAAAGGUGCCAAGAAGGCGAAAUACGCCGAGUCGGCUGCCGCGCGCGUGCAAGAGUCCAUCGAACACUGCAUCGCCAACGCCAAGACCAGAGCCGCCGAGCGAGAGGAGAAAACUGAGGCAAGGUGGGUUGUUUUGAUGACGAACAGCGCCGUCAAACUCGACUUGCUUCGGACCAGCGCCGCCGCGAAGCUCAAAGCUCAAGACGCCAAGAAGAGGAACAACGAUCUCGCCUUUUUGAUGGGCGGCGCUGACAUGCUCCAGAGCGGCGACAAGAAGCUCAAGGCGUGGUUCUUGGCCAAUCGCGGCCUCAUCCUGGCCCAGAUACCGGCGACGCCGACGCCGCCGCCCAGCCCGGCGGCUGAUGACGAUGCCUCCGCGACGCCCAGCCCCACCGAGGAUGAUGCCUCCGCCGCGCCGAACAGCCCGGAAGCCGCGCCAAACAGCCUGAAAGCUCUACCCGUCUUUUCUAAAUUUAGUAGUUUUAGUUGCAACAACAAUUACAUAUGUUCGUCUCUAACCUGUCACGGCGCCCUCUUGAACGAUGCUAUAAAUUACUAUCUUACUGAAAAAAUAGACGGGUGCGGCAACGCGCGCCGCCAUGAUCUAGUAUCAUUGCAAGACAGCACACUCUACAUUGACAGUGGGAUCCUCACCUUGGCGGGGGAUGAGUGGCCCCAGUCCGACCGUACCAUCUACAUGAAUUUGUCACUCCCCCUCAACGACACCAUAUAUAGGGUAGCAGACGGGAAUGAGAUCAUAGUUAUGGGGUGCGGAAUCUAUUUCCUUGUUCAAUGGCCUUCUCCUGGCAGUUGGCCUUCUCCCCAUGAUGAAUCCGCCAGCAGCUCCUGUUCUUCGAAAUGCAUGCCGGGUCAUCCCGUGAUAGCAACUGAUGGCACAUGUUCUGACUUGCCAUCGAUAGCAAAUGGUUGUUGCACUACAGGUACCAUCUUUUCUAACUCAAAUAAGUUUCCCUUCGAGUACACCGUGGAUAAAGAGAAGUUGCCGGUCAACUCAAGCCUUGCAUUGGUGGAGAGAAAAUGGUGGAGCGAGAAGAAGAAUGCCAUGAUGCUGCAGAAGGCGGCAUCAUCUGACACCACCCUUGGUGCCUCCAAAGGCGUACUACACCCCAUACCAGGGGUACCAAUUAGAACGGCUAUCAGUUGGCUGUUCGGUAACUUGUCGUGUGCUGAGGCUAGCAAUUCAAGUGAAUUUGGGUGCCUCAGCGACAACAGUAAGUGCCUCGAGUACCCUAAAUCAGAUGAUUCAACAGGAGGCCACACAUGCCAGUGUUGGCAUGGCUACCAAGGCAACCCUUAUGUGCAACAUGGAUGCCAAGAUAUUGACGAGUGUACAAGUCAAGGCGAGUACUCCUGCUUUGGCCAGUGCAUCAAUCUGAUAGGGUCAUAUACAUGUACCUGUCCGGAUGGCACCACUGGUAACCCCCGAAAACAAAAUGGAUGGUCUUCAACCAAAUCAAAAAAUCAGGUACCUGUCCGGAUGGCACCACUGGUAACCCCCCAAAACAAAAUGGAUGUUCUUCAACCGAAUCAGACAAAUCAAAAAAUUCAGGAUUUUCCGUUGCGGUUGGAAUAGGCAGUGGUGUAGGCAUUCUUCUAAUUAUUCUCAGUGUUAAGACGAAAGCUCAUAGUUGCGAAAGCAAGGAAGUCAAGAGAUUUUUUCUUCAGAAAGAACAGAGGAUUGUUGUUACAG
Messenger RNA from Triticum aestivum (bread wheat), 1890 nucleotides. RefSeq lists its product as uncharacterized. The transcript has 4 exons. Gene Ontology annotation, molecular function: calcium ion binding. The coding region runs from base 1 to 1773 and encodes 590 amino acids. The record is from RefSeq and is a predicted model, not a curated record. Lineage: Eukaryota; Viridiplantae; Streptophyta; Magnoliopsida; Poales; Poaceae.